AUGCGAAGUCUGAUUCUCAGGCUGCCUUGGAUAAAUGACAAUCCUUUACACCACCUGCAGCCUAACCGAGUAGUACGCUUCAGGGGGAUGAUACAGGAUAUGUUUGAUAACGAAUUCUUCUUGGAGACAUAUGUGGAGAACAAGAUCACCGGGGCUACCAGACUCCAACCAGGACGCUACAAGGAUAUUGCAGAGUGUGGGGCCGGUGAGACAAUUUUAACAGACUCUCCUCGCUGUGAGAUAGGUGAUCGCCUCACUUACUACUGUGUCCCUGUUCCUGGAGAAAAUGACUGGGUUAAACAGAUAUAUCAAGAAAUGAAUCCCUGUAUAGCAGAACCUGGCUCCUCUUACAGUACGUCUCGUAAUAAACGCUGUGUAGACGAAGACGCUGACCAUGGCGCCUCUGAGAACACACACAAUGGCCACACGACAGAAGGCAUGGACAGUAUGGAAUCAGAAGCAGUAGAAUGUGGAGAAAAGAAGCGCAGCAGAACAGAGGAAGGUGAGGCUGCAGGGAGAAACGGUGACAGAGGAUGCAGCAGUGGAGCAACAGGUGUCCCAGGAGCUACACUUGACCUCAACUUCCCCAUCACAGGAAUGAAGGGCACACCAUGUCUUGUGAAGUUAUAUGAUAAUCAAAACUUCUCCCUGAAUGACAUCAUUGAAGUGGUUGGUAUAUUGUCAGUUGAUCCAUCACUGGCGGCUCGAAGCGGUGAUCACUCAGAGGGAGAGUCAUUGAUGAACACAGCAGCCAUGGAGGUAGAGGAAGAAGCUGCACACUGCCCACCACCCUCUCUGGUGCCAAGAUUGCAUGUUAUUACAGCACACAAACUGUCCCACACCAACCCACUCCUCCCUUGUGAACUGGACUCCUCCGAUGAUGUCUUAGCAUUAACGGGAAGUAUGAGAGAAACACGGGAGUCGCUCCGUCAGGUGCUGCAGGAGGCUCUGCUUGGAGAUGAACUUGCUGCAGAACUAUUAAUCUGCCAUUUAGUGUCCUCUGUGUUCCGGAGACAGGACGUACAUGUUCUUGGGAAGUUCAGCCUGAACCUCAAGGGUAUAAACAGGUCCUUGCAAGAACAGCAGUACACCACUCAGCUUUACAAACUGAUCAGCAGUCUCGUCACUCAGUCCCACAUCUUACCCAUGACCCUAAGCAAUAUGAAUACCAUAAAUUUCAUCCCCAAAAAGGAUUACAAAGCAAACCGAUUGGUGAGUGGAUUGCUGCAGUUAAACCAACACACUCACCUGGUAGUUGACGAGACAGCACUCACAGCCGGUAAACUGGAAACGAAGGGGGUUGAGAACCUGACAGCUAUGUGCAACGUUAUCAGGGGCCAGACCAUUGAUUAUGACUUUGAGUAUCACAAGAUUGAACAGAAGACCAACAUUCCGGUUCUCAUUGUGUCAGAGGAACAAACCAUGAUGACCAGUGAUAUUGGAGUAAGACUUGAACCAAAACACUCAGAUGUGUCGGCAGCCUUCAGCCGGGUUGAGGCCAUGUUGACUCCUGACCUGCUUCAGAGGAUACGGUCGUACCUCACUGCCGCCCGCCUCAUGGACUACACACUGUUAGAGGACAUGCAGAAGAUGGUGCAGGAAGACUUUGUUGACACCCGGAAGAAUGACGAUACUAUAUCAGCGUACGACCUUCACAGUCUCUUGGUUCUAGCCAGGCUGUUGGCAGUGAGUUGUGGACAGAACACUCUUACCCCUGAAGUCUGGAAGAGUGCAAUAAUUUUAAGAAAUGAACGGAAAUCUUGCCCUCCGCCUUAAAAGUGGUCUCGUGAGAAUUUGUAAAUUAAUUAGAUUUUUGAGAAAGUCAGCUAUAUUUUGCUUUAUCAUAUCUUUAAGUUUUUUUUAUAAUGAACAACAGUAUUAUAUUCAAGAAGAAAAAGAGAACAAGUUUUUGGAAGUACAUCUGGUGAGUACAGUCUACACAGAUAUUUUUAUAAUACGGGAUGUAAUUUUCCAUUUAAAACUGCUAGUAAAUUUACCCUUUCUUUUAUGAAUAUAACCACAGAAUAUUAAAAAAAUGUAUUUAAUAAAAA
Messenger RNA from Homarus americanus (American lobster), 2051 nucleotides. Its product is annotated as mini-chromosome maintenance complex-binding protein-like. NCBI's taxonomy places the organism in Eukaryota, Metazoa, Arthropoda, Malacostraca, Decapoda, Nephropidae. The record is from RefSeq and is a predicted model, not a curated record. Gene Ontology annotation, molecular function: chromatin binding. Gene Ontology annotation, biological process: DNA-templated DNA replication.